Molecule: messenger RNA, 907 nt
Organism: Salvelinus fontinalis (brook trout)
Lineage: Eukaryota; Metazoa; Chordata; Actinopteri; Salmoniformes; Salmonidae
Product: zinc finger protein 426-like
Exons: 3
Coding region: 236-907 (223 amino acids)
Biological process (GO): regulation of transcription by RNA polymerase II
Cellular component (GO): nucleus
Molecular function (GO): RNA polymerase II cis-regulatory region sequence-specific DNA binding; DNA-binding transcription activator activity, RNA polymerase II-specific
Source: RefSeq, a predicted model, not a curated record
UUUCAGCAGAGCAACAGACAGUCAGCCACCUCGGUAGCUUGCUAGCCAAAAUAGACGAACCAAUAAAGCUCUUUAGACGCUUUAGUGUAUAUUAGCCACUGUAUUUUAAACCCACUUCUGUCGUCUAGUUAGUUCUCCCUUUUAAUUACAUAAUUUUCAUAUUUACGGUAUUGUUUUCAUUCAUCUAGCGGGCUGGUUAAGUUAGCAUUAGCCAAGCUAGCUAACAUCUCCAACCAUGAGGUCACUAAGCUACUCUCUUGUUAAUGAAGAGGAGGACUGCUGGACGGAGAAAGAAGCUCUGGUGAAAGAGGAGGAGGAAGAGGAGGUUAUCACAGUAAAACAAGAAUUAGAGGGUGAGGCUGUUACAGUUAAACAAGAAUAUAAAGACGUUUCAGUGAAAGAAGAGGAAGACUCGUUCAAAGAGGAGGAGGAUUUUACAGUAAAAGAAGAGGAGGAUGCAGCUUUUGGGGUGAAAGAGGAGGAGGGGGAGAUGACUGUCAGAUCGAAAAAGGAGGAGGAGGAAACUGGAUAUCUGGGCCCGGUUUCCCAAAUGCAUCUUAAGGCAUCCAAUGGUUCUAAGGAUGAACUUAGCCAUAAGAUGGUUUUGAGAAACCGUUCCCUGAUUAACACUAGAGAGAUACGGGACUAUCGUGGAUCCUCUGGGGAGCCUCAACAACCUUAUGAUGCUGACGAGGCAGAGAAGAGUCUCUCCAGAUCAGAAAACCUCAAUAAACACCUGCAGAGAUCCACAGGGAAGAGAACUCACUGCUGCUCUGACUGUGGGAAGAGAUUCACCUCAUCAGGCAUUAAAAUUCAUCAGAGAACACACACAGGAGAGAAACCUUAUAGCUGUGGUCAAUGUGGGAAGAGUUUUGGUGCAUCUAGAGAUCUGACUGCUCUGUAUUGA